This is a messenger RNA of Lethenteron reissneri (Far Eastern brook lamprey), 3055 nucleotides long. It is a transcript of the gene PPP4R1, whose product is annotated as protein phosphatase 4 regulatory subunit 1. Lineage: Eukaryota; Metazoa; Chordata; Hyperoartia; Petromyzontiformes; Petromyzontidae. Gene Ontology annotation, molecular function: protein phosphatase regulator activity; protein binding. Gene Ontology annotation, cellular component: cytoplasm. Gene Ontology annotation, biological process: protein dephosphorylation. The record is from RefSeq and is a predicted model, not a curated record.
CUCAGCCAAUCACACGCCGCCUCCGAGGCGGUGCAGGCGGGUCAAGAUGGCGGAUAUCAGCCUUCUCACGGACGACUCCGAGGGGGACCCGGCCGACUGUUUCGACGACUUUGGCCCGGACAGCGAUAUCCAGUCGAUAACGUCGGUGCUGGAUACCAUAACUCAGGAUGAAAUGUUGACGCCACUGGCCAGGAUGGAGAAAUUCUCAUCAAGCGACAACAUAUUUAACAGACAGAUGAUCACCAGGAGCCUCCUGGACACGUUCCGCUUCGUGAUGGACGAUGAAAACGAGUCGCUCAAAGUCAUGCGAGUAAUCGUCAAGCUGUCGGAAGAUGCCGAGCCAACGGUACGAGCCGAGCUGAUGGAGCAGCUGCCUCACAUCGCCAUUUUCUGUAAAGACAGCCAUCCCACGGUUCCGCACAUCAUUCAGAAGUACCUGCUGCCCGUCGUCAUCCGAUUGAUGGCUGACACGAACAACCAGGUGCGCAAGACGAGCCAGGCGGCGCUGUUGGUGCUGCUGGAGCAGGAGCUGCUGGACGCCGCCAGCAUCGAGACCAAAGUGUGCCCCGUGAUCUUGGAGCUGACGGCGCCCGAGAGCAACGACGACUACAAAGCCGAGGCCGUCACGAUCAUGUGCAAGAUGGCGAUGGUGGUCGGCAAGGACGUGACGGAGUGUCUGCUGCUGCCGCGCUUUUGCGAGCUCUGCAUGGACGGCAAAAUUUUUCACGUCCGCAAGGUUUGUGCGGCUCACUUUGGCGACGUGUGCAGCGUUGUCGGGCAGAAAACGACAGAGCACGUGCUGCUUCCCAAGUUCAUGCAGCUGUGCUCGGAUAGCGUGUGGGGCGUGCGCAAGGCGUGCGCCGAGUGCUUCACCGCCGUGUCGAGCACCGCCUCGCACGAUUUCCGCCGCACCCAGCUCUCGCCGCUCUUCAUCAACCUCAUCUGCGAUCCCUCGCGCUGGGUGAGGAUGGCGGCCUUCCAGUCUCUGGGGCAGUUCAUUUCCACGUUCGCGUGCCCCCCCUCGCUGCUCGCCGGCGUGGCAAUCCACAGGGAGAGCAAAGGGGACGUGGAAUUGAACAUCGAGGCUCUGUCGGCGUCGCCUUCCACGGGCGCCGCCGACGGGCAGGAGGAGCCGGCCGACGGCUGCCCCAAUCCCGGCAGCGACGCCGGUGGGGCCCCCGCGCCGCCGCCGCCGCCACCGAGGCUCGCCGCCUGCGAGAGCGGAGGCUCGGAGUCUCUCUCGGCCGACUCUCGUCAGCCACAGCCGCCCUCGAUUCCCACCGAGCGCGACACCCAUGUCGCGUCGGAGCCCGCGCGCUCGCACGACGACGACGACGAGGAGGCUGCUGAAAGCUGUCGUUCCGCGGAGAGCGCGGCGAGCGAGCGGCCACGAGAGCAGUCGGGCGACCGCAACUCCACCCGGCGCGACGCCGAGAUGGCCGGGCCGGGCGGUGGCGACGCCGGAGCGAGCGACAAGUACGGCACGUUCCUCUUCUGGAGAACGCCGCUGUCGGAUGUGGCGAUCGACGGGGAGCUGCUGCUGCCGCUGCCACACCCCCCCGAGUGCCACGCGCCGCGCGAAGAGCCGGCGAAAAGAGACGAGGCCGAUGGUGCGAGCGCGCCAACGGCGGAGGAUGCAACGGAUGUUGGGAAGAUCCGCGACAGAGAGGCUGUGGACGUGGCUGCGUGCAUGCUGGAGGCCGCCUCCCACGAUUCGGACCCGUCCGAUCUCGGCGAAUACGAGGGAUUGCACUUCGACAACGUUUGCCUCUCCCUGGACGGCUCCGUCAAGUCGAGCUUCCUCAACAGCACGGAGGAGGAGGAGGAGCGCGUUGGCACCAUGGACUCUCCCGACAGGAGCAUGGUGCUCACACCGCAGCCAGAGGAGCAGCUUCACAACCAGGACGUGAUACCGCAGGAGCUGCUGGACCAGUUCCUGUCCAUGACCGACCCGUUCCGGGCUCAAACGGUGGACACGGAGAUCGCGAGGCACUGCGCGUACAGCCUCCCGGGGGUGGCGCUCACCCUUGGCACCCAGCACUGGCACUGCCUCAAGAGCACCUACAACUCGCUGGCAGCGGACAUGCAGUGGAAGGUGCGGCGAACGCUCGCCUUCUCCAUCCACGAGCUGGCCGCCAUCCUGGGAGACCGCCUCACCGCCGUGGACCUCGUCCCCGUGUUCAACGGCUUCCUCAAGGACCUGGACGACGUGCGCGUGGGCGUGCUCAAGCACCUGCACGACUUCCUCAAGUUGCUGCCCCAGCAGAAGCGGCGGGAGUACCUCUACCACCUGCAGGAGUUCCUCGUCACGGACAACACGAGGAAUUGGCGAUUUCGCUACGACCUUGCAGAGCAGUUGAUUCUGCUCCUCGGGCUCUAUGCCUCCAAGGACGUGUUUGACCACCUCUGCCCCAUUGCCUUUCAACUCUGCUCGGACAAAGUUGCAGAAGUCCGAUGGAUUUCCUACAAACUGGUCAGCGAGAUUGUCCGCAAGCUGUCGUCUUCACGGGAACUCCUUCAGCUGUUCCUGGAGCAGAUCAUCAGCAAGUUCCUGGCGGGUUCCAAGUGGAACAGCAGGCAGACCUUCGCUUACAUCUGCCAGGCCAUAGCGGAGGAGGACUGCCUGGCGUGGGAAGACUUUGGGCUGUUGCUGCUGCCGCGUCUGCUGGAGUUGGUGCCCGACCCGGUGCCCAACGUGCGCAUCCUCCUCGCCAAGACGCUGCGGCAAGCCGUGCUGGAGAAAGACGUUCCCGCUGGCGCCGCGCUGCAGGCGGCGGAGCAGGCGGUGCUGCUGCUGCAGAGCGACGCGGACCCCGACGUGCGCUACUUCGCCACCAACAGCGUGGCGCCAAACGCCAAACACUACGACGACACCCGCAGCUCCAGCUCCUCGACUUACUGAUGAUGAUUUUGCUCGAAAAUUUCCUCCCACGGGUUUUUUUGUUGUUGUGGCAGCAGCGGCAGCAGCGGCACACCAGCUCACAGGUUUUUUUGUGUACUCGACUAAUGUAUAAAUGUAAUAAUUAAAUUUCGAAUAAAAUACACUUUUACAUUU